This is a messenger RNA of Anolis sagrei ordinatus, 2009 nucleotides long. The record is from RefSeq and is a predicted model, not a curated record. NCBI's taxonomy places the organism in Eukaryota, Metazoa, Chordata, Lepidosauria, Squamata, Anolidae.
UCCUCGUGCGGAGGGCGUGGCCAAGAGUGGUCUCAGGUGUUGCGCGGCCUCUGGCCUUCCAGAGAUGAAGGUGAGGUUGCCAUCGGUGUUUAUUGUAUGAAAGCAGACUACUGGAAGCACCUGAAAUAAUGAGGUUGGACAACUUACUGUGAUAUGCAUCCUUCACAGAAAUGCUCCUGAGGGAUAUUUAAAGAUACAUGUGAGACUUCAGAAGGCAGCGUCCCAAUAGCAUCUUCAUAGCCCAUCCACAAAAUGUUCGGCCACAAAGACAUUUGGGCUGAGGCUAAAGCAAUGCCCCCUGGAACUUCUGAACCAAGAAAAGAGAGCAGUGAAGUACAAGGCCGUGACUUUGUUCCUUUUGGUUACAGCACCACACCCGAGUUUGUAAACAAGGCACCUGAAUACCAUGCAUACAAAUACUAUGACGACAGCAUGGAUUAUAGGACCCUUAUGUCUGAGCCUGUGGCCAAGUUACCUGAAUCAAGUAUGCAUUACUCCUAUACGGACCAGGAAACAGAGCACCACAGAAUAGAAGAGAGCAGCAUAUUGACUUCAGUGGAACCACCAGACAUUGCAAGUGAGGAAAAGAGUGAAACCAGAAGCUCAGGCUCUGUUUCCAGGAGCUUAUUGGUGGUAUCAGAAUUCCCAUUUGAACAACAGCAACUAGUCAGCCUCUUAAAUCUCAUCCCAGGAAUGGAGUAUUGUGAAAUGUCCCACGGUCUUUACAGUAACCGAGUAUAUGCGGUGGUUCAGUACAAUAAUGCUGCAUCAGCUAUCUAUGCCAAACAUAAACUCCAUGGUUUUGAAUACCCUUUUGGAAACUGGCUGAUUGUCACAUUCAUUGAAGAAGGAACAGUUCAAAAAAACCUUAUCAGAUCAGCAGUGAAACGGAAGCCUUCCACGAGUUCUUACAGUCGUCUCCAAACAGAUGCUGAGCUUCCUCCAAGCAAAAAGAAAGCUCCCUGUGACUCUCCUGUGCAGGAAAGGCUUUACAUCACAUUUAAUCCUCACCCUUUACCUGAAGACAUCUUGGAGGAUAUAUUAAGCCGGUUUGGACAUUUUAUAAAGAUUCACUUUAUCCCUGGGGAAAACACAGCUUUCGCAAUGUUUGCAGAGGGAUCAAGCGUUAUUGAUGCCAUAGCAGUGUUACAUGGCAAGACAGUGAAUGGUGUGAAAUUGGAAAUGAAACUUUUAGUUUCGCCUAAAGAGGACUCCAGUAAACGCCAAGGGACUUUUGGACCAAGUGAGUCAUUUUAAAACAGCACAAGGAAACCAGCAUGUGGCGGAAUAGCUUGGUAACCAUGAGACUAAACAGAAGUCAGUGAAUGCCACAGGAGACCAUUCUUUCAGGUUCCAUCUCUGCUUCCUUCAGAGAAUUGCCUGGCCCUAUUGACUAGAAAAGGACAGAACUAGGACCUCACUCCAGGGAGAGCAGUUGCCAGCAGCAUCUGCAGAAGAGAGAUUUUUCCCAUGUGUAUGAUUGAGACUGACCAGAGGAGCAUGUCAUGAGGUGGGAAUUGCUGGGGAGAGGUCAAAGUGUACUUCCUUCAAGCAAGGCUUCUCCUGUGGCUGGCAUGGAAAGAACGAUGCUGUGACCCAACUCCAGGAAGGACAGCCAAGAGUUGUGUCAUACUAAGAGGUAAUGCCACCAACCUCUCCUGUUUUGAAACAUCAGAAAUGGCCAGAUGUGGCAACAUGGCACGCAGCAAAAUAUAUCUGCUAAAGCAGGCCCAGUGUUUGUGGACAAAUCUACCACAAUGAAAUCUGAUUGCUUAGGGGUUUUCCCCCUUGAAAUUGCAUUAAGCUAUUUCAAGGAAUAGUUCCAUUUGCAGUGUUAACACAUGAAGCUGUUUUCUCUGUUUCUGAAGAGGAAAAAAAGAUUAAAAAAAUAAUUGCCGGACUACAUUGUGUGUUGGGUUAUAUUCUGGAAUAAUACCACUGCAGUUUUGAAGGCCGGAUUUAUUAAGUACUGUAAUUAGAAAUGUGAAUAAAAUGAAUGCUUUCUGGUA